UAAAGUUUUGUUUUGCAAUGGGUGGUAAAUCAAGUUUUUAUGAUGAUAUAUACAAUGAUUGAUUUUUGCAAUAUUUUUUGCCAAGUUCUUCAUAUAGAAUGUUACCACAUGCGAUCGUUGAUGUUUACGCAACUCUUUCAAAACAUGUGAGUUUGUAUGUGAAUCUCUGGUAUAUUUAAUUUUUAAUUCAAAUUUUGAUAAACAAUGGGUUCAAAUUCCUCGAAAGAAGUAUCUGGUCCAUUGGGUACGGUCACAAUUAAUGAUAAUAAAGAAAAUGUUCCUAUAAAAUCAACAUCUUCAUCACCACCCAGUGGUUGUCCAAUGCAUUCAAAUCAACAACAAUCAACAAUCGUUUCUGAAUGUCCAAUUAAUCCGGAUAAUCGUAUGCCAAUGGAAGCAAAUCAACAGCCAUCCGUUGGACAACCAUUUGAUUUGAAUAAAAAUCGACAAACAUCUACUAUACCGAAAUUUAAUCCAAAAGAUGAAAAUGAAAAAUAUUGGGUAUAUCCAUCCGAACAAAUGUUUUGGAAUGCAAUGCUACGAAAGGGUUGGAAAUGGCAAGAAGCAGUUGAAGGUAAAGAUGAAACAAUCAAUAAGGAAAAAUUUACAUCAGAAGAUAUGAGUCAUAUAAUUAAGAUUCAUAAUUUCAACAAUGAAAUGGCUUGGCGUGAAGUACUUAAAUGGGAAAUGUCAUUCCAUAUGAAAGAAUGUCCAUGUGGGCCAACAUUAAAACGUUUUGGUGGCCGGGCACAGGAUUAUUCACCAAGGGCGAGAAUUCGUGGCUGGUUGGGUUAUGAAUUACCAUUCGAUCGUCAUGAUUGGAUUGUUGAUCGUUGUGGUAAAGAAGUUCGAUAUGUGAUUGAUUAUUAUGAUGGUGGAUUUCUUGAAGAUACAGGAAAUUUUGCACUACUAGACGUACGACCAGCAUUGGAUUCAUUCGAAGCACUUUGGGAUCGUAUGAAAGCUACUUAUUGGCGAUGGACACAUGAAUAUUUUGAUUAUGGCCACAAACACUCAUCAUCAUCACAACAAGAAACAAAACAAUCUGGAUGAAUUGUUCU
Molecule: messenger RNA, 1061 nt
Organism: Dermatophagoides farinae (American house dust mite)
Lineage: Eukaryota; Metazoa; Arthropoda; Arachnida; Sarcoptiformes; Pyroglyphidae
Gene: Cchl
Product: Cytochrome c heme lyase
Biological process (GO): cytochrome c-heme linkage
Cellular component (GO): mitochondrion
Molecular function (GO): holocytochrome-c synthase activity
Source: RefSeq, a predicted model, not a curated record